UGUGCGCUCUGACAGAUCCGGGCCUAGUUGUCACUGAGGCCUGGGAGCAGCGUGGAGUAUCUCUGCCUGUCUGUACGCCUUCCUUCCUUGGUACAGCGAUAGCUGAGACUGUAAACUGCUAUUAGUCCUGAGGGUAAAUACUCAUGGAGGAAGAGCUGAGAGGGAGGAUGGUGGGGACAGUAUUGAGGCACUAGUGUUGAGUUGAAGCGUAAAUAGUGAAGGGUUAAAUUGAGGGAGUAAUAUUGGAGGUUAAUUUUAAGGGGCACUGGUAAAUAUUGGGGAGCGCAAUAUUGUGAGUAGACUUUGAGGGAAAACACUGGAGGGGUGUAAAUUCUGAGGGACACGAUAUAUUUGAGGGGUGAUGACUCAGGGAGUAAAAUACAGAUGUUAAAGGGCAAGGAGUAAUUGUUGAGAGAGUGGGGUAACACUCGAGAAUUCCUAGAGACUGUUAAAUGUAGGGAAAGCUAGGGAAGAAAAUUGAGUUACUGUGCAAUUAUAAGGUUUAGGAUGGUGGUACAUGUAGUGUGACAAAAUGAGGGAAUACUGAUAAAUUAAUCCAUCAAUUAAUAGGCUAAAAGGCAAGGCAAAGCAGUGGAGAUCAGGGCUGGAGGCAGACAGCACCAGGAUAAUUCUGAUAGAACACAAAUAAUUGUCCAUGGGUUGAAGUCGAGAUGCCUUGGCCUUUCUCUGAGUCGAUUAAGAAACGGGCAUGCAGGUACCUGCUGCACCGGUAUUUGGACCACUUCCUGGAGGAGAAGUUGAGUCUGGAGCAGCUGAGUGUGGAUCUCUACCAGGGAACAGGCUCCCUUGCACAGGUUCCACUGGACAAAUCGUCCUUGAACGAAAUCUUGGAUUCGCUUGAUGCACCUUUGGAAAUAAUUGAAGGAUUUAUCCAAAACAUUUCUGUUUCAAUACCCUGGGCAUCACUGCUGCAGGAAAACUGUGCAGUGGGGGUACAGGGAUUGGAGAUGGUCUUUCGACCCAGGCCUCGGAUAGUGUCUGGCACUGAACCAAUGUACUGGUCCAGCUUUAUGACGGAUAGCAUGCAGCUGGCCAAAGAGUGCCUGAGUCAGAGGUUGACGGAUGAUCAAGCUGACGGACUACAGCCAUUCGAGGGGCUUGAGAAGUUUGCCGAAACCAUCGAAACAGUUUUAAGAAGAGUCAAGCUUACGUUUCUAGAAACUGUCCUCAGGAUUGAGCAUAUCCCAGAGAACUCAAAAACUGGGAUUGCCCUUGAGAUUCGAAUACAGAGAAUUGAAUACCGUGAUGAAUCUGCAAAUGAGAGUCCAGAUAUUAGCAUUCAUCAUCCCACAGCUUUUGCCCAAAAGAAUUUGCAGCUGUAUGGAAUCUCAUUUUCUUGGCAUGAAUUCCCUGAAAGUGCGAAAACAUCACCCAGAACUUCACCAAUGCAGGAAAUGGAACCAAAGCUCUCUCCUAGUUGGAACCCAAAAAUAGUUUCAGAGCCUCACCCCCAAUUCACAAGGAAAGCAUCUGAUGCUGUUCUCUUCGAUCCAGUCCAGAUUGGGAGUUGUGAAGGGAAAGUGGAACUAAAACUCACAUUGAAACAGAAUGAAGCACUUCCAAUGGCCAAGCUGGACGUGGAGGGACAGAUAGAGUCUGUCAACUUCUUCCUAUCUCCACGACAGGUCCACCUCUUGUUGGAUAUGCUGAGCACCAUUCUACUGCCAGGGUGUGCCGAAGCAACAACUGUUCCAUCAAAGAGCCGGAGAAAUCGGCCAAUGCAGCAGGAAGAUCAGUAUCUGAUUCAAAUGGAACUCAACCGAUUCAUGCAGAAGGAAAAGUGUUCCCCUGGCAUCUCAGCAGAGCAAAGCUAUUAUGAGACAGAAACGGUUCGAACAACUUCAAGCAGAGCAGAAGAUGAUGUCUUCUUCUCAAUGGCAGACAUGGAAAUGUCAAACAGUGUGGCAUCUCUUCCACCCCUCGGAGAGCCAACAAUUGAUAUGGAGUUAUCGUUGAGUAGCACACGUGCCAACUCAACUGGCAGUUCUCCACAGAGCACGCCAGGGUUUUCUACAUCAUGGGACAAUUACCUGGAUCACUCUGGGCAAGGUGGCCGGGCAGUACAGGAGCCAGCGUUUAACUCGAAAGAGUUACCCAUAAUACAGAGACCUCUCCGACCCAGCAGUCUACAUUCCAAAUCACAUUCCAUUGAUGAAUCCAGACCUCAGGUUGUUAUCCGGCUGACUAUUGGCAGUCUGUCCAUGUCAGUGCUGCACAUUGAUCCACUGCCACCACCUGAGAACCCGUUGCACCUUGAUCCUCUGAGCAGGAUGGCGUCCCAUUUCUUUGAGCAGUUGAAGACCCUUAAUCUGUCUCAGUUUCCAGCAGGGGAAUUCAAUGCCUUCCGACCCAAGUUUGCUGCAGCUUGUCCCCAUGACCAUCUCAGGCUCUUUGCAACUGGCAUCAAGCUGAACUAUGAACAACGACUUGGCACCAGUUCUCGAAGCUUAAACACAGAUGUCUGCAUUAACUGGAUGGAACUGUUGGAAUGUCUCUUCCCUACGGAUUCAGUGACUGUCUUACCACAGUAUACAGAGCUGAUCACUUUUCAGUCAGUGAGUGAGACAGGAGCUCAUCGCACACCUUCAGUACAGCUUCACUAUAAGCACAUCGACCGAAGAGGAAUUCAGGGCAGCCAAGGGAGACUGACAGCGGUGCCACAAAAGGCAGAGCUGCAGAUUGAGCUAGGCCUGAUUCAGUCUGAAUUGGACAUCAGCAUUGUGGACAGGCUUAACUCGUUACUACAGCCUCCAAAACUUGCAACAACAGAAAUGAUGGCAUCACACAUGUACACCUCCUUUAACAAACACAUCAGUCUGCAGAGAGCCUUCACUGAGGUUUUCCGUGAUGAUUCUGCCUCGCCUACUAACCAGCGGACGUCUAUACAGCUCACCACGCCUUUGUUCAAACUGGCCGUCCGCUUCCCUAUACCAGACCUUCGAUCUGACCAGGAAAGAGGACCCUGGUUCAAGAAAUCACUACAAAAGGAGGUUCUGCACUUGGAAUUCAGCGAGGCAGAAUUUAAAACUGAGUUCUUUGGGAGUUUAUCCCAUGAGCAGCUCAAAUUGGAGCUCACUUUCAAAGAAUUGUUUGGUAAAUUCCAGGAAGAUCCUGCGACACCACCGUUCACCUUUUUUAAAGUGUCACAUGGUGCUGAUGGAGACAUGUCAACUUCUGACAGCGGGAAGUUUGAUUGGCCAAGGGUUGUAUUGAAAGUGAAUCCAACAGUGGUGCAUUCCAUCUUGGAGCGAAUAACGACAGAGGAGGAGGAACCUGGGAGUCACUUACUUGAAGAUGAAGAAGGUGGCAGCCACUCCCUGAAGGACGUUUGUGAUUUGGGAAAGCAGGAACCCUCGCCUUUCUCCUCACGAAGAGUCAUGUAUGAAAAUGAGGAGAUGGUGAUGCCAGGGGAUCAGUUCGAAAUGGGUCAAUUCCAGGAUAAAACCAUAAGCACGUCCCACUACGUACUGGAACUGAUGUUACCUAAUGUCAACCUCACUCUGCCAAACAAAGCGUUCUAUGAGAAGGUGUAUAACAGAAUAAAUAAUGAUUUGUUACUAUGGGAACCUGCUGCCCCAUCUCCUGUCGAGACUGUUGAAAACGUUACUUACGGGGUUGGACUGUCUGUAGCCAGUCAGUUAAUCAACGCGUUCAACAAAGACAGUCUCCCUCAACUCAAGUCAACACUCCUCCAGGACGAUGACGAGAGUGGUUCUGAUGAGGAGACACUGCCGUUCUGCUCUAGUACUGACCCUGCCUACCGUUCACGUCGUAAAAAGAAAGUUGAACAACAGAACAAGAAUUGUCAAAGUUUUCUAUCGAUCCUUCUCAAUGUGUCUCAUGGGCUUGUCAGCAUAUACACAGAUACCAAGAGUGAAGAUGGCACGCUAUUAGCUGGGCAGCAUGGUGAAUUCUGGCUGGAGAUUGAAAACGGAAGUUUUUUCACUGUGGGGAGGUAUCAAGGCUGUGAUGGUCAGCAUUAUUUCUGUCUCCAAACAAGCAAAGUCUUCCUUUGUCACCAAGGGGUAGUUGAGGAUGUCUGUGCCCCUGGUGAUAUAAAGCUCCCCAGCAAGUCUCAGCCUUCUUGGGUUGAACCUACCAUCUACAAGUCUGAGGAGGGUGCUCUGACCAAGCAGGCUGCUGCUUCAGUGGGAGUUGGUGUAGAAAGUCCAAAUAUGCUCUCCAUCGCAAUAAAAAUACAUCACAACAAAAACGAGAGCAACAUGAAGGAGAUCCUGGUGGCUAUCGGGUUGCGUGGGGCCACCCUCCAGCAUCGCAACGUGCCCCCAGGGCGAAGCUGGUACGAGCAGUUUGUGGAUUUCCUGAAUAUUGCUGAUGAACCAGUUUUGGGUUAUGCUCACCCAGCAAAUGAAACCACCUUCCACCUGCAUCUCUGGAGCUGUGCCCUGGAUUACAGGCCGCAGUAUUUACCAGUGCGAGCACUAGUCACUGUUGAAACCUUCACAAUAUCUAGUAACAUUGUUCUGGACAAGUAUUGUUCCACACUCAGAAUUAUUAUCGAUGAUGCUGCAUUGUACUUGUCUGAAAAAUGUAAUCUAUCUGCAGUAAAUUUAAAGAAAGAUUAUGUGCGUGUCUUGGACAUGGGGUUACUGGAAUUUCGAAUAACUGCGUCAAAGCAGACUCCAGAAGCAGAGCUGUUUCAGCCUCGGUUUGAACUUCAGUGUGCUAGUGAUGUCAUCCAUAUCCGGACCUGUUCUGAUUCUUGUGCUGCCCUCAUGAAUCUCAUCCAGUAUGUGGCGAGUUAUGGAGACUUACAUCCUCCCAGCAAAUUCCAGGCUGCUCCAGGAACAGCAGCUCAGAGAAGCAGGGCUGGUUCAGGUGACAGUGCUCCUCGCCGAACCUCCGGCCUUGCUGAAGCUGAGCAGAAGCUCCUACGGGACCUGAUGAUCGAUGCGAUGGAAGAGAUGGAUAUCCCACCAUCUUCACCUCCUACUACUCAAGUCUCACAGCAGUCAAAUGGGAUCUAUGAUGACCUCAUUCAAGAGCGCGAGCCAACUCGGUCUGAUCUGUUCCUCUUCCCUGAUGAGAGUGGAAGUUCUUCACAGGAGCAGAGCCCAAGUUCCACCAUGAUCUUUCCUGAGCAUCAUGCAGUCUACCCCUCCUUCCCCAGCGAGCAACCUGAGAGUGAGGACUUCUGUAUCCUAGAAGCACCAAAGAUGGCAAUCAUGAGAGAGACUGAGCCUGUAGUGAGGAUGUUGAAUUCUGGACCGAUCCUCAUCAAAGAUGACUACUUCACACAACCAGUCAAGAAGCUGGACACUAGCAAAUCACCACUGCACCUUCCAGUCCCUGAGAUCCGAUAUGUAGUGAAGGAGAUCUCAGUUGUCUGGCAUCUGUAUGGAGGAAGGGACUUUGGAACUGCCCUCUCUACACGUUCUCCCAUGAAAAGCAUAACAUCUCAAUCUUCCUCCAGCUCCUCUCAAGGCUCACCGUCUCAGUCAUCCUCCCGCCACAGCCGUUCUGCCUGUCGUAUUCAGGGUGGACCUGGGAGGAACCAUGAUGUGCUGAUGGAGAUUCAGUUCAGCAAGGUGAAAUUUCAGCACGAAGUGUACCCUCAGACAGGUUAUGAUGAAGAUUCAAGUUCAGCAGAGCAUCCCAUUUCACGACAAGUCUUCAUUGUUCAAGAUCUUGAAAUCAGAGACCGUCUUGCCACAUCCCAGAUGAACAAAUUCCUCUACUUGUAUUCGAGCAAAGAGUUCCCAAGAAAGGCUCAUUCUAAUAUGCUAGCUAUUAAGGCAUUACACGUGAGACCAGAUUCCACUCAGAUGCCUCGUGAGUGCUGUUUACGCAUCACACUUAUGCCCCUUCGACUAAACAUCGAUCAGGAUGCAUUGUUUUUCUUGAAGGACUAUUUUACCAGCCUGGCUGCCGAGGUAGAGCUGUUAAUUCCUCCAGAUCCUGUACAAGAGGUGAGAAAAACUGCUCCUGGAACAGACAUCAGCAGCAGCCUUUCCAAAAAUGGAAUCAGUGCUGCAGACCAUGGACCCAUUAUUACUGUACCAGGUCACAGCAAACACAGGCUGGAUCCUUUGACUGCUGCGAGCAGAGUGCCAGUCAGUGAGCCAGAGGGUGUCUCGGUGCCAUUUGGGGACCAGCCAAUCUUCUUCCGGGAAUUUCGCUUCACGUCAGAGGUGCCAAUCCGACUGGAUUAUCAUGGCAAGCACAUGUCCAUGGAUCAAGGUACCUUAGCAGGGAUCCUAAUUGGACUGGCUCAACUGAACUGCUCAGAGUUGAAGUUGAAAAGGUUGUGUUACAGACAUGGAUUGCUGGGAGUGGACAAGCUCAUCUCCUAUGCACUGAAUGAGUGGCUAACUGACAUCAGGAAAAAUCAGCUGCCUGGUAUUUUUGGCGGUGUGGGACCCAUGCAUUCCUUGGUACAAUUAGUUCAAGGACUGAAGGACCUGGUCUGGCUGCCCAUAGAGCAGUAUCGUCGGGAUGGACGCAUCGUGAGAGGCCUCCAACGAGGAGCAGCUUCAUUCGGGACUUCCACUGCUAUGGCUGCCUUAGAGCUGACAAAUCGCCUCGUACAGACCAUACAGGCAGCAGCAGAGACAGCCUAUGACAUGGUUUCCCCAGGCCCAACUACACAUAGUUUGAUGCGGACCAAACGUGUAUCUCAACACCGAUUGGCCCACCAACCUGUCGAUCUGCGGGAAGGAGUUGCUAAGGCAUAUGAUGUAGUGAAAGAGGGGUUCACGGACACAGCUCACCUGAUCUACGAGACUGCAGCGCGGGAGCAUGAGCAGAGGGGUAUGACUGGGGCAGUAGGAGGUGUCUUGCGCCAAAUCCCACCAGCAGUGGUGAAGCCACUAAUCGUUGCAACGGAAGCCACCUCCAAUGUUCUAGGUGGGAUGCGAAAUCAGAUUCAGCCAGAUGCCCGGCAGGAAGAGUCCCAGAAAUGGCGUCUUGGUGACCAGUAAUUGUCAAAGCAAAUAUCAGCUUCCCAGGAAAGGACAGAAAUCUUAAUGAAGCUUUGAACUCCUGAUGCUGGGAAUCAACUGGGAUUCACUGCGCAGUACACUUUCCUGCCUGUAUAUUUUGGCCUCAUUAUUUUGUGAGUUAAAAAUACUAUAGACAGUAUCCAUCAAGUGAGCUGCAGCUUUAAAUAAUUUGACUGAUCUGAUGCUGUGUAGAAUAUUCCCCGAUUUAUUUUAGAGAUGGCAUGGAGAUAUAUUUUUGAAAAACAGAAGCUUGAAUAGUGUGACUGCCUCAGCGAGGAUUCUACUGCUCAUCUCAGUUUGGCAAGGUCAUGGGAUCGAAACCAUUGUUGUUUGGAUACACCACAGAUUGUAAACCCACUAGCUGUAAGAGUAAUCUUGUAGCUUUCUAGUUCCAUUGUCUCCGAAACAAGGGUGCUAAUCAUUCCCUCAUCCUGACUGAGAUAACUUGUAAUUGCCGAGCACAUUUAAACCCUGAACUUACUACAAAAGUCAGCCACUUUCCAUGGUACCAAGCCCAUUGCUCAAGCCCUUAAUGACUAAACAUAGUCUACAUUCUCUAGAUAUGCAUUGCUUAAUCAGCUUCUGGACACACUUGACAAUUUCUUGCAGAGACCUUUGCCUCAAGUAGUUUGGGUUAAUUCAAAGGGUACAUUCCUUGUUUUUAUUUCCUUUCAAGUGGGUCAGCCUAAUAUUGUGUGCCCCAGUUGUGCAGUGACAGGACAGCUCCACUGCAUUGAAAGGAUAAGUAUCAGAAGCCACUUGGCUUGUGCAGCUGUGCUAUCAAUAGAAGCUUGGCUCCAGGUUACCUGAACAUUCUCUUGCAUGAGAAAUAGUAUCAGCUUUUGAGAACAUUGAAAAAGGAUAUGUUUAAUUUGGAGGUGGAAGGGGUUGGCGAGGAGGGACAUUUGACUGUCCAGUGCCUAUUCAGUGCAAAACAUUCUGCUUCUUUUGCUGCAAUAUUGCAUCCCCAAAAUUCAACAAGAAUUAUCUUCAGUCAGCUGUGGAAAUGUUUCCUCUCCCAGAUUAUUGAAGAAAACAGACACUGUGCCAUUUUGACUUAUUGUAUUCCAAGGCUUCAUUCAUAACUGACUAUGCAACCAAUUAAAUCCAAUAAUUCUGGAAUUGUAUUUAAAAGUUUAUUCCCCCCCCUCCACUAGAACAAAUCUGAUCAAAUUCCUGCAAUUUAAGCAGCUGAAAGUGAACUUAGCAGAGUUUUGGGGAGGGGUUUGACUUUCCUGUAAGAACUGGUGUAAAUGAUGCUGGUAUUUCAAAUUCUUCCAAUUUCAGUGUAAAACCACAUCGCAUUAAUAACCCACAGAUGUUAGCAAGCUACCGGCAUGUUGCUCCCACCCUCAGCUAUUUACAUUUGGAUGAGCCUCAUUGAAUGGAGACAAUAUAGCAGCCUAGUUAUGAAUGGGCUAUCCCAGGAUACUCUGGAUAUUCCUUCACAACUACAGUGCGGAGACCACUUCCUGUUUUUUCAACCUUACCAUUUUGAGUGGGAGAGAGGAAGAUUCUUUUCUAUAAUUAUUUGAUUUUUUUUGUUGGUGCUAUCACUUUUCUUCAGCCAAUGUUGAGUUGAAAAAGAACAGUACAUAAAAUAGCACAUGGUCUGCAAAACUUGCUACGGGCCCUGGCUAAAUUAUUAUUGUCCUUAAUGUACUCAGUAUCCCUCGCUCUUCAUACCUGCUUUAAAAAAAUGAGGGCUGGUGUUUGAAAGAUUAGAUGCAACAAUCUUACUGCCUACACUUGUGAUCGUGAGUAUUGUUUUUAAAAAUUAUUGGACACAAGCAUAAUAGAGAAAGGAAUAUACAGACAUCACAGGAUAGGAUUGUAAACCACUUCCUCAUUCCCUGCUACAGAGAGAAUUUUAAAAAUACCGACAGUAAGAAUUAGAAACAUGACUAAAUGCCCAAAACUUGUGUAUAGUUCUUGCUUUUUGAAACUUGCACUUAAAAAUUAACUUCCUUGUAACAUCACUGUUGUCUGUGGGUACUGCUGCACUAUGCAGUAGGAUUGUUACAAUAUUUUGUUGCUUUGUAUAAUUUAAUUUUUUGUACAGCAGAUUUAAACACCUAGCUUUUGUGAGUUUAUUUAGAAUUCUGUUACUGUAACAAAUGUACAAAUUUUUUGAAUAAUAUUGUUGAUGUGGUUGUAUUAUAGCAGUUGUUAAGAAGGAAUAUACCAUAGGCAAUGAACUUAAAGGGAAAAAAAUACAGUCUUGCAUAUACAGUACGUGUAUAUUAUUCUGCUUUGUCUGUUGGCUACCAUGGUGACGGAUUAAAUUUAAAGUGCAUUGAA
Molecule: messenger RNA, 9284 nt
Organism: Stegostoma tigrinum
Lineage: Eukaryota; Metazoa; Chordata; Chondrichthyes; Orectolobiformes; Stegostomatidae
Product: autophagy-related protein 2 homolog B-like
Exons: 42
Coding region: 672-6962 (2096 amino acids)
Biological process (GO): reticulophagy; autophagy of mitochondrion; autophagosome assembly
Cellular component (GO): extrinsic component of membrane; phagophore assembly site
Molecular function (GO): phosphatidylinositol-3-phosphate binding
Source: RefSeq, a predicted model, not a curated record